AUUCUCCGAAUAGCCGACGAUGGCUCAGAGCGCAGGCACGCACGCACGCAGCCUUUCACUCUCGUGCCUCGAUCUCUCUCCUUCGACGAGCUGUUCGAAUUUGAGCCUUCUCGACUUGCAGAGCGAUCUGAAAUGAAGAUCACAAUCGUCGAUUCAAUGUCGGAAUAUUUUCCGAAAGUGAGAGAGGGAGCGAGAAUGUGCCUCCAGUAGAGAGCCGGGGACGAUCUGAUCUGGGUUCCGAAGGUGUGGAUGUCCGAUCCGAUGUGUACCGUAUUGUCCACGAUGAGACCUUUGAUGUGCUGCAGGCAAUGUCCGCAGCAGACUCGUGAGCGUCAGAAAGUACGAUCCUGAGGCAUCAUCACGGGGCCGUGAGCGAAUUCGAGCGAGCGCUCACGAUGAUGAUCACGCGGUGGGUCUCCGUCCGAUCACGGCUCGGUGAGAAUCGAGGAAUGGCUUAAGGGCGGGAUGCAAGUGGGGGGUCGAUGUGUCGGGCACAAUCCUCGUGCGAUCGACGUGGGGGGCAAUGUCAAUGUCCGGGAAUCUGUAUAAAUGAUCUAGCCUCGACUGCUAGGGGCCGCGCCAUUCGGUCGAUUGCUGCUAGGAGCGAGCGAGGGGGAUGUCUGUGGCCGAUCGGUCGGAGUUGAAGAUUUUCAAUGAGUCUCAACUCCAAACCGCUCAUCAUCGAUGGGAUCGUUGGGAAUGGUCGAAUGCUGGCGGCGCUGGGAUCCAGCGGCGAGCUCCAUCGACUCUGGUGGCCGCAGAUCGCGUGCCCGCAGCACGUCAACGAAUUCGUGUUCGGGAUCUUCGUCGAGAACUGGUCCGAUGACGUCGCCUGGCUGAACGGCGACUCGUGGACGCACCGGCAGUACUACCUCGAGGACACGAACUGCCUCGUGACCUCGAGCACCUGCGAGAAUUUGCCCGUGGCCGUCGAGGUGACGGACUUCUGCCUGCCCGACAGCGACACUCUCGUGCGGAUCGUCGACGUGACCUCCAGCCACGAGGCCAUGGUCGACGUGAAGCUGUUCGCGGCUGCGAGCUUCGCCAUCUGCGAGAGCGCGCGUUACAACGCCGUGCAGUUCGACAAGGAGCACGACGCCAUGGUCUUCUACCGCCACCGGCACGCCUUCGCCAUCGGCAGCGAGCGCGAGUGCUCGUGGUACGAGGCCGGCAAGCGGCGCGACGCGCUCACCACCCGGCCUGCGCCGCGCGCCCGGGGGCCCGCGCCGCUAGCCGACGGGCACGAGACCCCGAGCUCGCACUCCGUGCACCUGAACGGGACCGCCGUGGCCAUGGGCAUGCACGGCGCGCUGAGCUGGAACUUCGUCCUCUCGUCGGAGGAGUCCCUGAGCGUGCCGAUCUUCGUCAGCGCCGGCGAUAGCCCGGAAACCGCGAUCGCCACGCACAAGGCCUCGAAGUCGCGCGGCGCAGCGCGCCUGCUCGACGCCACCAUCCUCUACUGGCAUCGCUUCGUGCAGUCGGGCCGGCGGCUGCACACGACGGACGAGAGCGUCAGGCGCCUGUUCAAGCGCUCGGCGCUGGCCAUCAAGCUGAUGUGCGACAAGACGGGCGCCGUGGUCGCGGCGCCGGAGUUCGACGAGGAUUACACUCGGUGCGGCGGGUACUCGUUCUGCUGGGGUCGCGACGCGGCCUACAUCGCCACGGCCCUCGACCAGGCCGGCUUCCACGACCUGGUGACGCACUUCUACGACUGGACGCUGAAGGCGCAGAGCCCCGACGGGUCGUGGGCGCAGCGCCACUUCAUGGACGCGCGCCUGGCGCCCCAGUGGGGGCUGCAGGUGGACGAGACCGGCUCCAUCGUCUGGGGCAUGUGGCAGCACCACGAGGCUCUCGUCGCGGCGCAGAGGCCCGACAAGGCUCGCGAGUUCGCGACCAAAGUGUGGCCCGCCGUCAAGCGAGCGGCGGACUUCCUGACGAUAUCCGUCGACCCCGACACCAAGCUCCCGCUGGCGUCCAGGGAUCUGUGGGAGGAGCGACUCGGCGAGCACGUGUACUCGGCCGGCGCGGUGUGCGCGGGGCUGAAGUGCGCUUGCGACUUGGCGCAGCAGCUGAACCGCGUCGCGGAGGCCGAGCCCUGGGGCGCGGCGGCGGACGACAUGCUGGACGCCAUCUGCAAAGUCGGGUGGUCGGAGGAGCGCGGGCACUUUCUGCGCGUGCUCAAGCUGCAGAUCAGCGAGCAGACCUUCCGCGACCACGAGCUGAACGGCGUGCGCGUCUUCUCGCAGACGGAGGACAAAGGCUACGUCCGUCGGUACGCCAACAUCGACAGCACCGUCGACGCGUCGCUGCUCGGCUUGAGCGUGCCGUUCAACGUCGUCCGCGCCAACGACCAGAAGAUGCAGCUGACCGCCACCGAGAUCCGGAAGAGGCUGACCGUUCCCGGCGUCGGCGGCCUCAAGCGGUACGAAGACGACCACUACAUCGGAGGCAACCCUUGGAUCGUGACCACGCUCUGGAUGGGCCUUUACGAUCUCCGGCUGGGCGACGUCGAGGCCUCCAAGCGGGCCCUGCAGUGGGCCAUCGACCACCAGACGGAUCUGGGACUGCUCCCCGAGCAGGUCGACCGGGUGACCGGCAGGACGGCGUGGGUCGUUCCCCUGACAUGGUCGCACGCCAUGUAUAUUCUGACAGUCGUCGCCUUGGACGAGCAGAAACAGAUUUGACGAGAGACACACCGAAGCUUAAGAAUAGAUUAGUCGCCGAGAUUCAGCUCAAGGAUAGAGUAGGGUUUUCCCCACGACGCUCACGAGUUUUGGUCGCACCUUCACCACGGACAUGAAGAGAUCCAGGGGCUGGUGGAGGUUGGAAUUUUUCGUCCUCGGAUUUUAUGCAAUCGAGCAGCUCGGGCCCUUCGGAGUUGCCUGCACAAGACGCCAGCGUUUUUGUCCUCUCGUUUAGAACAAAAGCCUCGAAUUGUAAACACCCUCGACUGCAACAGCUUGGAAAAUUGCUCAGACCCGGGGACGCUCUUGGCUCGAUGUAAGCCACAUGGAGCUGGUUUGUUUGACUGACUGACAAACUGAUUGACUGACUCGUCGGAUGAUGAACCACUUGAAUUGAUUGUUAUCGGGAAUUCACGGCGGUUGUAAGAGUAGGUCCUUGCCUUUGUUCGAAGAAGGGAUCUGGGGGUGGAGCGAAUCUCCCUGCACAGAACACGAGCUAUUAUCAUGUGCAAUUAGCUCCAAGAACGUUUCGCAUGAAGCGGUGGCCCCUCGUCCUGCUGAGUUGUUCCAAACUGUACAUGUGCUCGUUCAAAUCUUGUCUCACGAAAUGUGGCAUCCGGUUAUAACAAUUCCAUGAUCAGUUUCGGACGUUGUUUCUGGUUUCUGGCUAUGCAUAUGCUUGGAACGAUGAAUAUACACGUAGGUCAUCAUGCCUGUGCAUUUGAUAGACCAGCAAAUUUG
Molecule: messenger RNA, 3425 nt
Organism: Marchantia polymorpha subsp. ruderalis
Lineage: Eukaryota; Viridiplantae; Streptophyta; Marchantiopsida; Marchantiales; Marchantiaceae
Source: the annotation of a GenBank genome assembly